CAUUCCUCCUAAGAGAUCUAAUUUUCAAAGCCCAGACCCGUCUAUAUCCAAUACUCUUAACAAUCUCAAGUCCUCAAGGCAACCUCAAAAGUAGCAAGUGCAACCACCAAAGCACAACAAAUAAUCUUCCCAGCCGUAGGCCUCAACAAUAGAACCUUCUCUUCCCCCCCAUCAUCCUUCACAACCUCCUCACUGCUCUCUCCGCCCUCCUUCUCCAACCCCUCCGCAUCCAACAACCCCUCAUUCUCAACAUCAGAAGCUCGCAUAGGAGAACCCUCCUUCCAAGCCUCCUGACUAUAAUGAUUAUAACACCACGUCGCCACCGUCACAAUCCCCCCUCCACAGACCCUCCAAGGCGUGAAAGUCUCAGCUCUCAACUGCGGGAGCAGGAUGAACUGACUAGCAGCGAUGGUAAUAAGACUACUCGCCGUCCCAAUCAACUUCAGAAUAUUAUCUCUCGCUCUCAAAACCACCGCGACGACGAUUCCCGUUCCGGAAGUAAUGACUACAAGUCCCAGGACCGUAGCCACGAACUCGAAAGCCGUACUUCCUGCCUCGGAAAAGGAUUUCCCAGACGGCGCAAGAGGCAAAGCAAUGAUAGAGAAUAACACUCCCCAGGUAUACAAAUACAUCUGACUCUCCCAGAACUCGCCCAUCUUCGUCGACGUCUCGGUCGCGAUACUAGCCAUAGCAGACAAACACGCAAUAGCAAAGCCCGCCACCGGAGCCAGAAUCCACGACGGCGUCGCACUCCCACUCCUAUCCCCCUUCCCCCCUUUCAAAGACGACGACGAGGGAACAUUGAACACCACCAGUCCAACACAUAGACAUCCCAAACUGGUCCAUGCAUAAGGGUUCCGCUGCGGUUUAAUCACGUAAUGAUGCAGCACGCCCGUGGUGGGUAACUUCAUCAGCACACAAACCUGCAGCAAGCUCGGGCUCGUCUUGGGCAGGACGGUGUAGUAAAUGAGGUUAUUCGCCAGGUACAAUCCCGCUGGGAGUGCAUACUUGAGGAUCCUUCUGAAAUCGAGCGUUUCCCCCUCGCGCAGUGCAAGGAGGCAUUUUUUGAAUCCCGGGAGUGUGAAUCCUGCGUUGGCUUUGAGGAUGAAGAAGAGGGCGAGGAGGAACUUGAGGGUUUCCGAGAGGAGGUUGAUCAGGGAGGCGGAGAUUUGGGGAUAGGUGUGGAAGGCGUGGUAGGCGUAGUUUGCGCGGACGGUUUCGCAGGAGAUGUAAAGGGUGAGGAGGAGGGAGGAUGUUGAGGGGGCCAUAUUUUUGGAGUGCGAGGUUGGGGCAUCGGUUGAGUGAUGUGUUGAGGAUGUGUACGAAGUCGUUCGGAUUGAUUACAUUUUUCUGUUCCUGUUGCGAUCCGUAUAAGGGAAGCAAAAGAAACACACACUUGCUUUACGCAGUGUAUAUGUCUCACCCCUCUGGCGAAUUUCGUGGCGUUCCAGCCCCAAGGACCUGUUUUUAUUUAAUUAUCUCCCUCCUUUUUCUGCUUCACGAUGUCUUGAUGGAGCCCUGAAUAUUGCGUCUGGGAAAUGCCGGGAAGCCAAUGCUUUAAUUUUCGUCACGAAUGGAAAAAGGGGGAUUCCAUGCACAGAUAUUGAUUGAGCUGUUCACCUGAAAUAGCGAACCAAUCAAAAGCAAUUCAUCCCACCAUGCAGGGGUUUUAGCGAGAUGUCGAGGCUGGAAUGCUUUGUUUUUUUUUCCAUCCCAUCCCUUGCUGCGAGUCUCCCCUGCCUCAGCUGCGCGAAUUAUGGGAUAUUACUAUACGGAUAUGAUACCAAGUAUGUCUUUUUAUGAGUAUAACUUUUAUAUCUUGGUGGUGAUUGUGGUGGGGGUAGUUUACCUCCAGCAAAAGCACGUGGGACGACGACCUGACGUCGAAGGAGGACGGUCACCAACGUCCUCGGGGGAGCUGUGGAAUUUCAAAAAGACCUUCUUUCCCGUGUAUGUCCUUGUCCUUGGUUCAGAUUGAAUCCAGGUACGUUCUUGGAUGUCUCGAUGUCGUAGACAGAACUGAUGAUGUAGAAUCCUUAUAUCUAUACGUUGUAUAAGGAUGAGAAAGGGCUCUCGGAAGAAACUAUUACCCUGCUCUUCAUCGCAAGUUUCUUAGCAGCCGCUAUCUCGGCCAUUUUUGCGGGAGCGUUGGCUGAUAGAUAUGGCCGACGAUGGGCAUCUCUUGGUUUCUGUGCGGUUUACUCUCUUUCUUGUUUCACUGUGUUGUCCAAGUCGGUUCCUGUGCUUUUCGCUGGUCGAAUGCUUGGUGGUGUUGCGAAUACCAUGAUGGCAACACUUUUUGAAAGUUGGAUGGUAUCGGAAUUCCACAAAAGAAAAUUAGAAGAGGUGGGCUCUUUGAAAGAUGUUUUUGGGAUGAUGACAAUGAUUAAUGGUGUGGUCGCGAUAUUAGCUGGAGUCAUUGUACAGGAAGCCACGGAGUUUACGCAGACUAAAACGGCACCUUUUAUGUGUGCGGUGUUCUUCCUGGUUGUUGGCUUCGAUCUGAUGUUGAGAAAGUGGGUGAGUGACACCCCUUGGAUCUCCAGUAAUCCCUAACAUUCUAGUCUGAAAACUUUGGAGAGCCAACGGAGACCGAGAAACCUGAGGGGAAUAUGUCUGAUAAAAAGACAUUCGCUCAGCUCGUGUAUGGCGAGUAA
Hymenoscyphus albidus is the source of this 2657-nucleotide messenger RNA. The record is from the annotation of a GenBank genome assembly. NCBI's taxonomy places the organism in Eukaryota, Fungi, Ascomycota, Leotiomycetes, Helotiales, Helotiaceae.